Linum tenue is the source of this 3051-nucleotide messenger RNA. Lineage: Eukaryota; Viridiplantae; Streptophyta; Magnoliopsida; Malpighiales; Linaceae. The record is from the annotation of a GenBank genome assembly.
UGGCUCACCUUCCCUCUCUACCUCAUUAUAUAAUCUUCAUUCAACCCAAACCACACAUACUCUUCCCACCCUCAUCACUGAACUCUGUUUCGUUUUAGCUCUCCAAAGGUUCCAUCUUUUUCUACCAGAGUGAGCAAAAAAACCCCCUGAUUUCAGCCAUGGCUGCAGGGACUGGAGUGUUUGCAGAGAUUCUGGACGGGGACGAGGUUUACAAGUACUACCACGACGGGGAGUGGAAGAAAGCAGCUUCAGGGAAGAGUGUCGCCAUUGUCAACCCGACCACAAGGAAGACUCAGUACAGAGUUCAAGCAUGUUCGCAGGAGGAAGUGAACAAGGUGAUGGAGUCGGCGAAGAGCGCGCAGAAGGCAUGGGCCAAGACACCUUUGUGGAAGAGAGCUGAGCUUCUUCACAAGGCUGCUGCCAUCUUGAAAGAGCACAAGUUCCCCAUUGCUGAGUGCCUUGUCAAAGAAAUUGCCAAGCCUGCUAAAGAUGCUGUUACUGAGGUUGUGAGGUCAGGGGAUCUGGUUUCCUACACUGCUGAAGAGGGAGUCAGGAUUCUUGGAGAAGGCAAGUUCUUGGUGUCUGAUAGCUUUCCUGGGAAUGAGAGGACCAAGUACUGCCUCACUUCCAAGAUUCCUCUAGGGGUAGUUCUAGCAAUCCCACCUUUCAACUACCCGGUGAACCUCGCUGUCUCCAAGAUCGGGCCGGCAUUGAUCGCUGGCAACUCCCUUGUCCUCAAGCCUCCAACUCAGGGAGCUGUCUCAUGCCUCCACAUGGUUCACUGCUUCCACUUGGCUGGUUUCCCUAAAGGCCUAAUCAACUGUGUCACUGGCAAGGGCUCCGAAAUCGGCGACUUCCUCACCAUGCACCCUGGCGUCAACUGCAUCAGCUUCACUGGAGGUGACACCGGGAUAGCGAUCUCGAAAAAGGCGGGAAUGAUCCCACUCCAGAUGGAAUUGGGAGGCAAAGACGCCUGCAUUGUGCUCGAAGAUGCUGAUCUCGACCUGGUAGCUGCCAACAUAAUCAAGGGAGGGUUUUCAUACAGUGGCCAGAGGUGCACCGCGAUCAAGGUGGUCCUGGCCAUGGAAUCUGUAGCAGAUUCCCUCGUCGAGAAGGUCAAAGCCAGGGUGGCGAAGCUGAGAAUCGGUCCACCGGAGGAUGACUGUGACAUUACCCCUGUGGUGACCGAAUCGUCGGCCAAUUUCAUUGAAGGGCUGGUGAUGGAUGCCAAGGAGAAAGGUGCUACAUUUUGUCAGGAGUACAAAAGGGAGGGAAACCUCAUAUGGCCGUUGUUGUUGGACAAUGUGAGACCCGAUAUGAGGAUCGCUUGGGAGGAGCCAUUCGGGCCUGUGCUUCCGGUGAUCAGGAUCAAUUCGGUCGAGGAAGGUAUCCACCAUUGCAAUGCCAGCAACUUUGGCCUUCAGGUAAAACUUAACCAGACCCCAUGAUGAUCAACCUUUUUGAAAAAUUCUGAAACCUUGUUCACUAGUCAAUGUAUAGUGGUGUAAAAUUUGGCCUUACCUGAUCAACCUGACCAACAAGUUCAACUCGUAAUCCGAUUGACCCUCAACCUGAUUCCCUGCAAUCCAUUUUCACACCUUCAUCAAUACUGCAUCAGUUCUGAAUCACUAACCACAUUGAAAAACACCAACAGGGAUGUGUGUUCACAAAGGACAUCAACAAGGCAAUGUUGAUCAGUGACGCGAUGGAGACUGGAACGGUUCAGAUCAACUCCGCGCCAGCUCGUGGGCCAGACCAUUUCCCCUUCCAGGGUUUGAAAGACAGUGGGAUUGGAUCACAGGGAAUCACCAACAGCAUCAACAUGAUGAUCAAAGUGAAGACCACAGUCAUCAACUUGCCCUCCCCAUCUUACACCAUGGGUUAGUAACUUUAGCAUCUCCCCCAUAGUCAUCAUCUCCGCCAUUAUCAUUCCGAUCGAAGCGAGAAAAACAGAAAAAAACUGGUGGAUAAAUAGUGUGAAGAUUUCCUAGGUGAAAAUUUGCUGCAGCUUCUGAUCAUCCUCAAUUACCAGACUUGUGUAGUUUCUUAAUGUAUCAUCUUCUUGUAUCAACAAGGCUAUAGCUAAGAGAUUAUAAAUAAACGGAUGUGUGUGAUAUCAUAUGAACUGUUCAGACCUGUGAUUCAGUCUACUCUACUACCACCCUUUGAAAGCCUGUACAUUUGAUUGUGAUUUCGGUUCGAACGACAAUUCUAUCAGGGGUUUUUUAGCAAGCCUUGUCACUUUCUUUUUCCCCUCGUUGUGCUUCUUCAGGAGGUUCCUCUCAUACAAGCAAAUUGUGAAGGGUUCUUAUUCGAACAAGAACCAGAGUUUGAAAUAUGUUACCAUGAUCAUCUCAGCACAACCCUGUCAGCAGCAUUCUGUCUCAGAAAUGGAAUAAUCAGGCGUUUCAUACUAAUAAGGCUAUAUCAACUAAAAAAAGACCACUGUUCUUUUAUACUUUGAAUAGAUGAAUGUUGAUUGAAAUGCAAUUUCAUGUCAGAAUAUGGUUUCUCUGCAAAUGAAUGAAUACUUUGAGAUAUUAGCAACAAGGUGGCAGCUGAAAGUGCAGCAAACCAGAACAGUGCCACAGUCUCAAAGGAAAAACCCUUCUGUAACUCAUGCUACACAUUUCUCGAACCAACUUGAAACCAUGAAGAAUCCUCCUUCUUACACUCCAUGGAAGCUCGGCUCAGUAGUCCGUCACCAAACUCGAGUCCUAAAAAUCCAAUGGCAGGGGAACUUGGUAUGAUUGACGAAGAAGUUACCGAAUUUGGAUAAAAAAGACCGAUCACUUGUUCAAAUCAUACUACAGUGUCGUUAUCAUACAGAAUACCAUAUACCUGACUUGUUCUGUUUGUAAACGAUGUUAGAAACCGAACAAGAAAAAUUAGAGUUACGACGAACAAGGCUUCCCCCUUGGUUUCAGCGGGUGGGGGAGAGUAGUCAGAGUUCUCUUUGCCGUUUGGUUUCUUUGUAAGCAGUGACCGGAUUCUUCCUCCAAGUUUCGCAUGUAUGUACAGUAUUCGCAAUCUAAUUCUAAUCUGUCAUCU